GGCUCGUGGCCGCACGUUGGGAGUCUGGGUUUUCUGACGGUCGGUACGCUCGGAUUCCGGCCGGCGGCGGCGGCGGCGGCGGCAUGACUGUUUCAGGGGCCCAGCGGCGGGCGGCGGCGGCCCCCGCGGCGGCCGAGGAGGAGGAGCGGCAGGCGCGGGAACGGAUGCUGGGCGCGCAGCGUGCGGUUGGAGCGCAGGGCGGGGAAGGCUCGGAGGGCGUGACCCUGCAGCGCAGCAUCACGCUGCUCAACGGCGUGGCCAUCAUCGUGGGUACCAUCAUCGGCUCGGGCAUCUUCGUGACGCCCACGGGUGUGCUCAAAGAGGCGGGCUCGCCGGGGCUGGCGCUGGUGGUGUGGGCCGUGUGCGGCGUCUUCUCCAUCGUGGGCGCGCUCUGCUACGCGGAGCUGGGCACCACCAUCUCCAAGUCGGGCGGCGACUACGCCUACAUGCUCGAGGUCUACGGCUCGCUGCCCGCCUUCCUCAAGCUCUGGAUCGAGCUGCUCAUCAUCCGGCCCUCCUCGCAGUACAUCGUGGCCCUCGUCUUCGCCACCUACCUGCUCAAGCCGCUCUUCCCCACUUGCCCUGUGCCCGAGGAGGCCGCCAAACUCGUGGCCUGUCUCUGCGUGCUGCUGCUCACGGCCGUGAACUGCUACAGCGUGAAGGCCGCCACGCGGGUCCAGGACGCCUUUGCUGCCGCCAAGCUCCUGGCGCUGGCCUUGAUCAUCCUGCUCGGCUUCAUCCAGAUCGGAAAGGGUGAUGUGCCCAAUCUGGAUCCCAAGUCCUCAUUUGAAGGCACCGAGGUGGACGUGGGGAACAUAGUGUUGGCAUUGUACAGUGGCCUCUUUGCCUACGGGGGAUGGAAUUACUUGAACUUUGUCACCGAAGAGAUGAUCAACCCCUACAGGAACCUGCCCCUGGCCAUCAUCAUCUCGAUGCCCAUCGUUACGCUGGUGUAUGUGCUCACGAACCUGGCCUACUUCACCACGCUGUCCACCGAGCAGAUGCUGGCGUCGGAGGCCGUGGCCGUGGACUUUGGGACGCGUCACCUGGGCGUCAUGUCCUGGAUCAUCCCUGUCUUCGUGGGCCUCUCCUGCUUCGGCUCUGUCAACGGGUCCCUCUUCACGUCCUCCAGGCUGUUCUUUGUUGGGGCCAGGGAGGGCCACCUGCCCUCCAUCCUCUCCAUGAUCCACCCGCAGCUCCUGACACCCAUGCCCUCCCUGGUGUUCACGUGCGUCAUGACCCUGCUUUACGCCUUCUCGAGGGACGUGUUCUCCGUCAUCAACUUCUUCAGCUUCUUCAACUGGCUGUGCGUGGCCCUGGCCAUCAUCGGGAUGCUGUGGCUGCGCUACAGGGAGCCCGAGCUGCCACGGCCCAUCAAGGUGAACCUGGCCCUCCCGGUGUUGUUCGUGCUGGCCUGCCUGUUCCUGAUCGCCGUCUCCUUCUGGAAGACCCCCAUCGAGUGUGGCAUCGGCUUCGCCAUAAUCCUCAGUGGCCUGCCGGUCUACUUCUCAGGGGUCUGCUGGAAAAACAAGCCCAAGUGGCUCCUCCAGGGCAUCUUUUCCACGACCGUCCUUUGCCAGAAGCUCAUGAAGGUCGUCCCCCAGGAGACAUAAGCAAGACUUGCCGGGAAGCUGCCAGAAAGAAAGUUCACAAAGGUCAUGUGGAAACAACUCAGCCCCUCAAAAGCGACUCCAGGCCCCACCUCCAGGCAACUCAGCUGGGUGCCCUGCACUGUCCCGCGCCAGGCCAGGCUCCAGGGCCACUGUGAAAACUGGUACGAGUUUAAACCGAAGUUGCGCUCCCAUCAAUACCUCCUCGUGUUGAGCUGAGAAGCAGCCGGGACUGACUCACCGUGGACUUCUGCCACUCGGGGCCCUUCCCUUCCCACCUUUGUUUAUUUGUAUUAUUUCUGCAACUUAAAUUUUGGAUCAGGUUGAUGCCACCAAGAUGACUCUUUUAGAGAGAUGGACAGGGGGAAGGUGGGAGAAGAGUUUUCCUGUGCCGCCCGCCCCCCAUUGCAUAAUAUGGCCCAGAGGGGCAGGUCCUGUCCCCAGGCAGGACCCCAGGGGCCAGCAGUGUCCCGGCAGCAGGGAUCCUGAGAGCCGGCAGGGCCACGCUGCACAGGCCACAGGCUGGCACGGACAGUGCACCUGUGCUCGGUUGUCAUGGACGUAGUGUGUCUGUACAUGCUUGGUAGCAAAAACUAACACCAGGGCUUACGUCCCUGCCUUAAAGACCCAGGGUAGAUCCCUCCCCGACCUCCAGAAGAGAGAAAGCUCAACACAACAGCCACCUUCAGAGAAGUUUAUAGAACAAAAUGACGCAGGCCCCAGCUCAGCAGAGGGCCCUGGUUCUGGCAUCUGCGCAUGGGGGCCUCUGAGCAGCUCGCCCAGUGGGACCAAGCUCUGCGUGCACUGCCCGGGACGUAGAACAGGCCUGCGUCACUCAGCAUGCCCUUGUGCUCCCAACUGUGUACUUCCUGCCCUGGGGCAGAUCACAGCCACAGGAGGACCUGGACGUCUCCCCUGGGCAGGCGGGUGGGCUGGGGACAGCGCACCAGGCCUGGCCUGUGUCUGAUGCUGCCCUCGGCCUCCUCUGCAUCCGGUUCUGAAGCCGAGGUCUAGUGUUUUCAGAUAAAGCCCCAUGCUUAAAAUCUGGAAAUAGACAAGAAAAGCAGAUGCACCUCCCCUGAUGGGUUCCCUGCCGGGAAGUGGAGCCAAGCCCUCCCAGCGCGCUGGCUUUGCACCUGCCGCGGGGGCUGCCCUGGCUCUCAGGAUCUGGCUCCCCCAACGGAUCUGUCCAGAGAGGCUGCACAAGCAGGCUUUGUUUUCGUGGCUCCAUGGCAUUUUCCCCAGGGAGGCAGCUGCAGGCCAGCCAGUGCGUCCUAAUCGCCGAGCCCCCGAGCCAGCCUGGGGAGCAGCGCCAUGGAAGGCCAGCCUGCCUCCCUCCGGGCCAUUCCAGGCGCCUGCAGCUCCCGCUGCUGGCCCUUCCCUCUGGGAGGUGGAGCCGAGUCUAGGAGCAGACCUCGUGAGAGGCCCAAUGUAGGCUCCCUGGAGCCUAGAGUGCAAACGUCCAGUCCAGCCUGCUGCUACCCAGCUGGGCCCCCACGUAGGUCCAGCAGGACAGAGACCUGACAGGCAGCUUGGAUGCCUGAGCUGGGCACGGAGCUGAAGAGCAGUUGGCUGGACAUUCGUCUCACCUGCUGUGCCCUGGGACUAUGCCACCUGCAGCUCGUGAUGCAUAAGGACUGACCUCCAUGGACAUCUCUUGUGAGCCCAGUGUCUCUGGGGCUGUGGUCCUCUCACCUAGGGGUCCAGCCCGACACCUGAAGGCAGAAAGCCACCAGAGGACCUGGUUCUCCGCGUCGGGCAGAACCCCUGCCCCGGGCUCCAGUUCUCUCAUCCACAAGCAGGGCAGUAGUUGGCGUGUCCCUGCACGGUUCUGUGUGCACCUCCAGAGACUGGGCAGGUGGCCACUGCCGCCCACCUGCCUGUCCACAGACGUCCAGCAGCAUCUGAGCGGGACGCCACCCCUCCGCAAGGCCUGCGCGUGGGCUACCAUCUUGGGUCAGACUGUCAGUUUGGGGAGAGUGGAUACGGCCCUGGGGAUGUGGGGAGCCGUGUGGCCUGUUGUGGCAGCCUGCAGACCGGCGCCUUGGGGCCCCACAGUGGGCCGUAGGGUCCCUGGGCUCUGUUCCCACAGCCUGGCGAACAGACUUAGCUCUUUAUGACCACUAUACUGACCAGUGCCCUGAGCGUUGGCAUCCAUGAGGUUUAAUCUCUUCAAACCAAACCCUGGCACAGCAAGCCUCAGCCCCAUGGUUCCUCUGGUUGCUGUGUCCUGACGUCACUGAUCGGCACCUCAGUGAGUCAUUUGGAGGGUGGCCGGCCGCUCAUCCUUGCUGCACCGUGGCAUCCUGGCUGUCCUGCAUCGCCACUGUGUUCCGGCCAGGGCUCAACACCCCUGCGGCAGGAUGGCAUCUGUGGCCUCACUGUAUUCUGUUGUGGCUAACCCGUCACACUUGGUUAGUUUGGGGUGGGGAACUCUGUUUUUUUCGUGGGGGCUUCUCUGUUUUUAAAGAAACAUCAGAAUUAAAAGUACUGCUGGUGGC
Manis javanica (Malayan pangolin) is the source of this 4111-nucleotide messenger RNA. It is a transcript of the gene SLC7A5, whose product is annotated as solute carrier family 7 member 5. Gene Ontology annotation, cellular component: membrane. The record is from RefSeq and is a predicted model, not a curated record. NCBI's taxonomy places the organism in Eukaryota, Metazoa, Chordata, Mammalia, Pholidota, Manidae. Gene Ontology annotation, biological process: neutral amino acid transport; amino acid transmembrane transport. Gene Ontology annotation, molecular function: neutral L-amino acid transmembrane transporter activity; L-amino acid transmembrane transporter activity.